UUGUUGCAUACAGUUUGAGUUAGUUGCGAUUUUAACGGCGGCUCGCGCGCAUUCACGGCGGUUCCUCGAAAUUUGGCAUUGAAGUACGUCGGCUCCUUAUACCUGCAUACAAUCUGUGCUUCUAAAACUGUAACAGUUACAUUUCCAUACAUAAUACAUGUGCUUGUGCCUUUGACUUAGUUGUAAUCUAAUGCAAUAAAGCCUUUAUCGGUUGGAUUUAUCAGAUCUUGUGAGAGCCCCAAAAUCAUUUCCCUUUGUCGUGAUAAGAAAAAGUUUAGAGCAAAGCAUAUUUUUAUCUGUAGCUCGUAAACAUUUUAUAUCCAUUCUUAUUUGCAGUCAAUUGUAACGACAUAAAGAAAAACUAACCAAAAUUAAAGUUCAAAGUUCCACAACAAUUUUUUAAACGAAAACGUGAAAACAAAAGCAAAAACCACGGGGGAAAUAAACAUAAACCACAAUUAUGAAAUGAGCAGCGCCACAAUAACGACAACAGAAAGACAACAAAAAUUUAUGAAGAGCAAUCAGAGUUCUAGAAAAAAUAUGAAUACCAAUAAUAAAUUUGGAAGACCUUGCAGAUUAACAGCGCCUUUGCUGUUAGCUUGCACGCUGCUGCUGUUAGAUUUCCCCAUAACAGAGGCCAAUAGCAUACAAACUGAAGGAGAUUCCCCAGGUAGCACAUAUUGUCAGUACCAGGAACGAAAUAACACCUACCGCAAGGAACAAGGAGCCGUUUGGUUUGAUGCACAGGACAAUUGCCUGGUUUACAGUUGCGCCGCAGGGGUCGGAAAUAAUUCACAGGCUCACAUUGUCGUCACACCGAUUGACUGCAGUGAAUUCUACUGCGAUGUGGGUACCGAACGGCGCAAAACACCCGGAAGCUGCUGUGGUGAGUGUGUUCGCACACAUUGUCAGCACAACAACACCCUGUAUGCGGUGGGAGAAUCGUGGCACAAUGAUGCGGACUGCACGCUCCUGGAGUGCAAUCGCUUGGACAAUGGAGAGAUUACAAUUGACAGCUACAAGCGCAACUGUCGCCCCAUUGAUCCUCAGUGUCCAUCCUGGCGCAUAGAUAGAAAUCGCUGUUGUCCAGUUUGUCGACCUUUGGCAUCGGCGAGAGUCGAGCAGUUGGACGAUUUGGAUGUUACCAAGGAUAUCUGGACAGCGGAAUGGUAUCGAAAGCAUCCAUGUGUGCGGGAUUGUCAAGUGGAUGCGCCUCCCAUGACUUGCCACUACACCUUUGUGGUCGAAUGGUAUCAGACCUUCUCGAAGGCCUGCUUUGACUGUCCCCUCAAUCUCACGGACUGCGCGAGGCCGCACUGCAUCCUUGGGGAUGGCCUGCAGCGCAGCAUUACCGUUGUGAAUCGCAUGAUGCCGGGUCCGGCAAUUGAGGUAUGCGAGGGUGACCAGAUUGUGGUUGAUGUCAAGAACAAUCUGUUGGGCGAGAGCACCACAAUUCACUGGCAUGGUCUGCACCAGAAGAAGACGCCCUAUAUGGACGGUGUUCCGCACAUUACUCAGUGUCCAAUUCCCCCACAUGCCACCUUCCGGUAUAGUUUCCCGGCGGAUAACUCCGGCACACAUUUCUGGCACUCUCACACGGGCAUGCAGCGUGGUGAUGGCGUCUUUGGCUCCAUGAUCAUACGACGACCGAAGAGCUCCGAUCCUCAUGGCGGACUUUACGAUUUCGAUCUUAGCGAGCAUGUUUUGGUUGUUCAGGAUUGGAUCCACGAGCCGGGUGCCAACAUUUUUGCCUUUCAUCAUCAUUCGAGCGGUGACAACAAGCCACACAAUAUACUUAUCAAUGGGCGUGGUCGGUAUUACAACCGCAUUUGGGCGGACAUGAAGAGACAGAAUCGUAUGGCAACACCAGCCACACCACCAACACCAGCCACACAACCCACUCCACCCACACCAUCAGCACUGAAAAAGACCCAACAUUCUGCCAGAAGCAAAGAAUCAUCGACGCAUCACGAGGAACAAGCUCAAGCUGCUAAUGCAACAACGCCAAUGCCGCCGCCAGGUGUGAUAAAGAUACAGUCAAGUGAUGCAAGACUGUCCGAGAUGCAGACCACAAAUACCGCCGGGUCAAUGUCCGACUCAGUUGUACACUCACGAAAGCGUCGAGCAAAUCUGCACACGAUUCCAUUGGAACAGAUACCACAUCAGGUGUAUCAUGUGAGAAGGGGCUUCAGGUAUCGUUUUCGCAUUGUGAAUGCAGAGUAUCUCAACUGUCCGAUUGUCGUAUCAGUUGAUAAUCAUACUUUGACGGCGAUUAACUCGGAUGGUUAUGAUAUCGAGGCAAUGGAAGUGGGAUCCAUUGUGACGUAUUCCGGAGAACGUUUUGACUUUGUGCUAAAUGCCAAUCAGGAAGUAAACAAUUAUUGGCUGCGACUCAAGGGAUUGAUGGAUUGCAGUGAGCGCUUUACAUCCGCCUUCCAGGUGGCCAUACUGCGCUAUGAAGGAGCUGCAGAUGUGGAGCCCAGUGCCCAACUUGGCUAUGAUCAUAAUGCAACAGGGAUUGAAUUGAAUGUGAUGAAUCGUGGACCUGGCUAUUCGGAUACCAAAACUGUGGCUGAAAUGAGAGCAUUGCCCAUUUACGACAAGGUAUCCGGCAUUGAUGAUGAUACUCUUAAGCCCGAGGCGGACUAUAAGUUCUUUGUGUACUACGAUUUCUAUCGCAAGGACAAUCCUGAAUUCCAUCACAGUGAUUUCUACAGCAUGGAUUCAAAUGUUACCCAGACAAAUCGACUGUAUACGCCACAAUUGAAUCACAUUUCUUUGAAGUUUCCCCCCAUGGCUCUGUUGCCCCAACGUAAUCAGUUCAGCGAUGAACUCUUCUGCAAUGAGACGACGCUGGCAGAACAGGGCAUCAAUUGCCGGGAUGAGUUCUGCAAGUGUUAUCAUGUACUUCAGGUACCACACAACGCCGUCGUCGAGCUGAUCAUUGUGGACGAAGGAUUCACUUUCUAUGCCAAUCAUCCGUUCCAUCUGCACGGCAAUGCUUUCCGGGUCGUGGGUCUUGAGCGUCUCGGCGAGAAUGUCACCAUUGAAAUGGUAAAGCAAUUGGAUCAGUUCAAUCUCCUCAAGCGCAACUUGGUUAAUCCUCCUGUCAAGGACACAGUCACUGUACCAGAUGGUGGCUAUACAAUCAUUCGCUUUGAGGCCUACAAUCCUGGAUAUUGGCUUUUCCACUGUCACAUCGAAUUCCAUGCGGAAAUCGGCAUGGCCCUUGUGCUUAAAGUGGGUGACAAUGAUCAAAUGGUACCGGUGCCUCGUAACUUUCCCACGUGUGGUGAUUAUGUGCCCGAUUCUCGAGCCGACGCUGAAACAUCUACAACAGCCACAAAUCCGGGAAGCUUGCCGACUUCACCAACACCCACAACAGGAGCAUCAUCCAGAACCCUUGGAUCGAGUUUACCUUUAAUGUGCCUUAUUAUAAUUUAUUUAUUGCUGUUUUGCAUGCGAUAAGCUCCAGUCUUAAUUCGAAUGCUAUCAUGACACUAGUUCAAAUUCCAGUCACUUUAAGUCUUCAAACUUCAGAUACUUUUACUUCUAAUUAUCUUAAGUGAGUGCCCUUUCUCUAAUUUCUUUUUAUAUCUGAAGACCUUACUUCGCACAAUAUUCAUUAAUUGAGUUAAGCCUAAGUGUAUUUUCUACAAGUAUUAACCCGAUCCUUAUCAUCCUUACAUGUGACUCCUUGUUAAACUAGUUUCAAUUUAACAUAAACAUCUGUGAUUGUCUAAAACAUUUCAGUAGCUUUUAAGCAGUGAACACGCAUGCUCAGCAUUGUUGUAAAUAAAUUAUGAAAUUAUUUAAUUUUAA
Molecule: messenger RNA, 3822 nt
Organism: Drosophila innubila
Lineage: Eukaryota; Metazoa; Arthropoda; Insecta; Diptera; Drosophilidae
Gene: Mco1
Product: laccase abr2
Exons: 6
Coding region: 466-3468 (1000 amino acids)
Biological process (GO): iron ion transport
Cellular component (GO): plasma membrane
Molecular function (GO): oxidoreductase activity; copper ion binding
Source: RefSeq, a predicted model, not a curated record